Messenger RNA from Alternaria hordeiaustralica, 735 nucleotides. RefSeq lists its product as uncharacterized. Lineage: Eukaryota; Fungi; Ascomycota; Dothideomycetes; Pleosporales; Pleosporaceae. The transcript is spliced from 3 exons. The record is from RefSeq and is a predicted model, not a curated record. Bases 1 to 735 code for a protein of 244 amino acids.
AUGUCAGGCUUCGGGUUUUCAAUCGGUGACAUCGUCCUGGUGGGCAACUACGCCUACUCGGUCUACAAGUCGUGUAAGAACGCUGGUGACAACUUUAGGGAGAUCACUUCGGACGUGGCUUCCCUACGCACACUCCUCCUCGCUCUAGAUGAUGAAUGCAAGAACCCACAGUCUUCGUUCCAGCAGCUUUCCCCCGCGCAGAAAGGCGAGCUCGCUGCGCGCUUGCAAGACUGCAAAGCCGACCUCCGCUCGGUCAAGAAGAUACUACAUGACUUCCGCUCGCUCGACAAACGCGAUGCGCGGUACCGAGAUAGGCUCGCUUUCACGACUGGGAAGCAAGCUGCGAUACGGGAGAAGAUAGCGACGCAUAGUGUUCGGCUCCAACAAUUACUAAGCGGCAUCAAUGUCGGUACGCUAUCUAGGAUUGAGAGGAACACCGAUGCCCAUCACCUAUCGCUCCUGGAAAUUCGAGCUAGCCUGGACCGGAUCCACAUGGACGUGCUUGCGGGCAGGCGUGAUGCCGCAACAUUCAUGAACGCGGAGGAUGCGGUCGCGUUAGAAGAUGAGGUCCUUGAUGACCGAAUGACGGAAGUCGAUGUUGACGUGUCGUAUGAAGUUCAUGCCUGGGCGGAAAGAGUACGCACGGAAAGCUUACAACCGUUAUCGAGGUCUGGCAAUGGGAUCGGCUCUGGCGAGGCUGGUCGCACGACCCACGGACUCAUCCAGGAAGGCUAG